This is a messenger RNA of Naegleria lovaniensis, 1590 nucleotides long. RefSeq lists its product as uncharacterized. The record is from RefSeq and is a predicted model, not a curated record. Gene Ontology annotation, biological process: regulation of angiogenesis. Lineage: Eukaryota; Heterolobosea; Eutetramitea; Acrasida; Naegleriidae. Bases 1 to 1590 code for a protein of 529 amino acids. Gene Ontology annotation, cellular component: cytoplasm. The transcript has a single exon.
AUGAUCAUUUCCACCCAUGCUUCAUCGGGAAGCAUUCAGAACCAAACGAACAUCGUGAAUACAUCCCUAAAACAUCGGAAAGGAGUAUCAACCAUGUCUCCUUCAUUGAAUCGUCAUUCCGUAUCAACCAAUGUAAAUACCACAUCUUCUUCUGCUCACUCAAGACCGAAGGCCACCCAAAUUCAGGCAUCACUAGCCUCAAUCCCAUCAUCCAAUAAUUACCUUCCGAAAAUUGAUGUACCAUCUACCACUACUGCUACCAAUGCCAACUCAUCCCCAACAAAAUCUCAUCAUUAUGAACAGCAAAAAUCAAGUAGGUCCUCAUCUUCAUCACGUUUCUCUUUCACGCCUUCAAAAAAGAAUGAUCGGGAAGCUCCGACAACAGCUAGCCCAAAAUCUCGCAAAUCAUUCUCAACAGGACCGAAAUCCCGAACGGAAACCAUUUCAUCUAGUACUGCUGUCGUUGCACCAACCAAAAUUGAGAGUGGUGGAAAAACCAAUCAAGCGACUGUUAUGACAGAUCGCCAGCAGCAUGAUCAUGCAGUGUCUUCUUCAUUACCCCACUUGAAUCAUCAACAAUUGUUUGAGAAGAAUCAAGCAGUAUCGUCAGCAGCCGCAAAACGAAGACGACGAUCUUUGUCGUCACUGCCAUCAUCCAAUUCUUCCAUUCGUAAUAACAAACAACAACAACCAUACCAAGAAUUGGAUGGUAUUACCACUCUUCUCAAUUCUUCCGAAAAUUACCAAUCAAUGAUAAACAAUCUUUUUCGUGCAUCUACUAAUUCCAAUAGCAAUCAGGAUCUGACUGUACAUAAAGAAUUACUCGUCAAUCCAUUCUCCAAAGAUCUCUCCAGUUGUAAAUAUUUACCAGAAAUUCCGAGACCAAAAGUCCCAGAUUUAACGGAAAACCAGAGCAUGUUCACGAAAUUCAUCAAAAUUCAAAACUUUAUCAAUUCAUUUGAAUAUAAUUAUAUUGAGCAACAUUUCUUUGAUAUUACCAGGCUGAGACCACUGAAAAGCAUCCUCUCUACAGCAAAAGAAAUUAUUCAUGAUUGUCUUCCGAUAAGGUGUGUCGAGGGAACGUUUCUUGCCAUUUUUUUCACACAAGAGCUUGAGGAAGUGGAACGCUUCAGUGUGUUCUUUGAGACGGAGAUGGCAGUCACACGAACAGUUUAUCGACAUAUCGUCCUGGUGGUCCGUUUUAAAAACAAGUAUGGAGCUCUAGGGUUAUCGAGGAAGGACGAUUUAUAUUACAAGCCACUCUCGUAUUGUAAUUUAUCAGAAAUUUUAAGAGAGUACAUCUUAUCCUAUUCGAAAUAUGGUCAUUUGGUGAACACUAUUUACCUCUCCCUUCCUAUAUCUCAUGAUUCUCAAUCGAAAGAUGUACCUGUAUGGAGUUUCCUGAAGCUUGAUUUUCGAAAACAUUCAUUGGAUCGAUUAAUGGAGAAGGCAGACAAGUACAUGAGUGAAGUCACUCAGGGAAAUUGUCACACUAUGUACGAAAAGAAGAAACGAAAGCGCAAUCAUUCCCUCAACCAAUCGACAACAAUUGGCUCUACAUUAGAAUUCAGUCAGGAUUGUUCUCAAUAA